AUUAUUGAAUCAUCAUGACUUAUAAUAAAUAAAUAAAACGGUUGCUGUACAUUGUUAUUAUUCUGGGGAAUAUAAAUAUAAUUGAAAAAUUCUCAAUUGCAAAACUUUUUAAAUAUUUAUUUUAGUUUUUAAAUUCAUCAAUAAUAUUACCAACUUAAUAAUAAACAAUCAACAUGUCUGAUGAUCGUUUUAUUCCAUUACCACAAGGUGCUGGUUACGCCGUGGUUGUUGGUUUAGGUGCUGUAUUUGCUUUUGGUAUGAUGCUUAUAACUUAUGUCUUAAGAAGAUAUAAUCGUGAAAUUAUGACUGCUGAAGAAUUUGCUACUGCAGGUAGAUCUGUUAAAACAGGUUUAAUUUCUGCUGCUGUUGUUUCUUCUUGGACUUGGGCCGCUACAUUAUUAACUUCAACUACUCAAGUUUAUAAUAACGGUAUAUCUGGUGGUUUCUUCUAUGCUGCUGGUGCUACUUGUCAAAUUACCUUAUUUGCAUGUUUAGCUAUUAAGGGUAAGGAAAAGGCUCCUGGUGCUCAUACUUAUUUGGAAAUUGUUAAGGCCAGAUAUGGUACUACUACCCAUUUAGUUUAUGUUUUUUGGGGAUUUGCAACUAAUGUAUUAGUUACUGCUAUGUUAUUAACUGGUGGUUCUGCCGUGGUUAAUGAUUUAACUGGUAUGAAUACGGUGGCUGCUUGUUUAUUAUUACCUUUAGGUGUUGUGUUAUAUACAUUAUUUGGUGGUAUUAAAGCUACUUUCUUAACUGAUUAUGCUCAUACUGUCGUCUUGGUAGUUAUUAUUUUAGUUUUUGCCUUUUCUGCAUUUGCAACCAAUAGUCAAUUAGGUUCUCCAGGUAAAGUUUGGGAAAUUAUAACUGCUUUAGCUGAAACAAGACCAAGAGAAGGUAAUGCUGGAGGUUCAUAUUUAACUUUAAGAUCAAGAGGUGGAGGUAUCUUCUUUGUUAUUAACAUUGUGGGUAACUUCGGUACUGUCUUUUUAGAUAAUGGUUAUUUCAAUAAGGCUUUCGCCGCUAAUCCAAGAGCUGCUUUACCAGGAUAUGUAUUAGGUUCACUUGCUUGGUUUGCAAUUCCAUGUUUAAUUUCAUUAACUAUGGGUUUAACUGGUUUAGCUUUAGAAAAUACUCCAUCAUGGCCAACUGCUCAACCAUUAACUGCUGCUCAAGUUUCUGCUGGUUUAGUUUUACCAAAUGCUGCAGUUGCACUUUUAGGUACUGGAGGUGCAGUUGCAUCUUUAUUAUUAGUUUUCAUGGCUGUUACCUCUGCCAUGUCUGCUGAAUUAAUUGCUGUUUCAACUAUUUUCACUUAUGAUAUUUACAGAUCUUACAUUAAUCCAAAUGCUACUGGUAAGAAAUUAAUUUGGGUUUCUCAUCUUACAGUUAUUGGAUAUGCUUAUAUAAUGGCAGGAUUUGCUAUUGGUUUAUACUAUGCUGGUAUUUCUAUGGGAUACCUUUAUGAAUUAAUGGGAGUUAUUAUUGGAGGUGCUGUAUUAUCAUCUGCUUUAACCUUACUUUCAAAACGUCAAAAUCAUGUUGCUGCCACCUGGACUCCACCAAUUGCCACUGCUUUAGCUAUUAUGUCUUGGUUAGUAUGUACUAAAGUACAAUUUGGAUCUAUUAAUGUCAACAAUACAUUUGAAGAUAAUGCCAUGUUAACCGGUAAUGUGGUUGCAUUAUUAUCACCAUUAGUUAUAGUACCAAUCUUAACAUUUGCUUUCAAACCACAAAACUUUGAUUGGGAAAUUUUGAAGUCAAUUCAAAGAGUUGAUGAAAAUGAAGAAAUAUUAGAAGCUGUCGGUAGUAAAGAAACUGAUGUUGAAGUUGGGGUUCAUCCAGUUAAAUCACAAAUUAGUGUAAUCGCUAGUGAAAUUGCUGAGCAUAACUAUACUCAAUUAGAAGAAGAAGAGCAAUUAUUGGCUAAAUCAUUUAAAAUAGCUGCAAUUAUUUGUGUGGCAUUAACUGUAUGUCUUUUAGUUCUUUGGCCAAUGCCAAUGUAUGGUACUUCAUACAUUUUCUCCAAAGGAUUCUUUACUGGAUGGGUUGUUGUUCUUUUCAUUUGGAUCUUCUUUACUGUAUUUAUGGUUAUUAUAUAUCCAGUAUGGGAAGGUAGAGAUGGAUUAUUUACUACAUUCAGAGGAAUUUAUUGGGAUUUGACUGGUCAAACCUAUAAGUUGAGAGCAUGGCAAGAAGCUAAUCCUGAGAAGUUACAUGCAGUAAAGUCACAAGUGGCAGCUCACUUAUUGGCUACAAGUCAAUCUAGAAAUCGUAUUGUUUAUGAAGGUAAGACUAUUACUGAUGGUUCAUUAACACCUACUGGUAUUGAUGAGAAGUUAGAUAUUAAGUCAUAAUUGGGAUUAUACUGUUGAUUUUUUGUUAUUGUUAGUCUAUGUAGGCGUAUUUAUUUCUUGUUUAGUGUUUCCAAU
Molecule: messenger RNA, 2429 nt
Organism: Scheffersomyces amazonensis
Lineage: Eukaryota; Fungi; Ascomycota; Pichiomycetes; Serinales; Debaryomycetaceae
Gene: DUR3
Product: Dur3p
Exons: 1
Coding region: 174-2354 (726 amino acids)
Biological process (GO): urea transmembrane transport; spermidine transport; putrescine transport
Cellular component (GO): plasma membrane
Molecular function (GO): spermidine transmembrane transporter activity; urea transmembrane transporter activity; putrescine transmembrane transporter activity
Source: RefSeq, a predicted model, not a curated record